Pyrus x bretschneideri (Chinese white pear) is the source of this 1302-nucleotide messenger RNA. RefSeq names its product probable protein S-acyltransferase 14. The record is from RefSeq and is a predicted model, not a curated record. Gene Ontology annotation, molecular function: protein-cysteine S-palmitoyltransferase activity. The coding region runs from base 344 to 1267 and encodes 307 amino acids. NCBI's taxonomy places the organism in Eukaryota, Viridiplantae, Streptophyta, Magnoliopsida, Rosales, Rosaceae. Gene Ontology annotation, biological process: protein targeting to membrane; peptidyl-L-cysteine S-palmitoylation. Gene Ontology annotation, cellular component: Golgi apparatus; endoplasmic reticulum. The transcript has 7 exons.
GAUCCCAUUAGACAAAGGGCUGUGAAUAAAGAAAAAACCUCGUCUCCAAAACAAGGAUUCCAAUUUGACGCCCCACCUGGAAUCUCACGCUUGAACCCUUUCCUUCCAAAAAUUUCGUUUCCAGAACUUUUAAGACAUCCAAAAAAAAUAGCAAACAAAAGUAGAGAAAAUAUUUCUCUGUUUUUCAAACUACUGUUUCCCACUCUGUUUUGCAUUUUUGUGAGAUUGUACUUCCAAACCAUCAGCUGAAUCAUAAACCCUAGAUCACACCCACCUCCCUGAGAGAUCGAACUGGGAAAAAAGAAUCCUUCUUUAUGAAUUUUCGGUAUUUUUGAGUAAUAUUAUGCAUAGAUCGGGAGUCGCCAUGGCUUGGAACGUGUUCAAGUUCUGCAUAGUUUUGCGAGGUCUGGGGUCGGUCAUGAUCCUCCUGGUUCUUGGGGUCGUCGGUGUCACCUAUUACACUGUCGUUUUCACCAAUUACGGCCCGGCUUUGUACGAUGGCGGCCUUGACUCUCUCAUUGCCGUUGGCGUAUUGAUCAUAUUUCAUUGCUUGUUGGUGAUGCUGUUAUGGAGUUAUUUUUCUGUUGUUUUGACGGAUCCGGGUGGUGUGCCACCUAAUUGGAGGCCUGCUGUUGAUGAAGAGAGAGGGGAGGCUGACCCAUUGACUUGGUCGGAUUUUAAUGGUUUGCAGCCUGACCCCUCUAAUCAGAGGAUCCGGUAUUGCCGGAAGUGCAACCAGCUGAAACCACCUCGUUGCCAUCAUUGCUCAGUUUGUGGGCGGUGUGUACUGAAAAUGGAUCACCAUUGUGUAUGGGUUGUUCAUUGUGUUGGGGCCUUAAAUUACAAUUAUUUUCUUCUUUUCUUGUUUUACACAUUUCUUGAGACAAGUGUUGUAACAUUAUCCUUGCUGCCACAUUUGAUAUCAUUCUUUAGCGAGGGAGAAGUACCUGGAACACCUAGCACCCUUGCAACUACCUUUCUUGCUUUUGUCCUGAAUCUUGCAUUUGCAUUAAGUGUUUUGGGUUUUCUGAUAAUGCAUAUAUCAUUGGUGGCUGCAAAUACCACAACCAUUGAGGCAUAUGAAAAGAAAACCUCCUUUAAAUGGCGCUAUGACCUUGGUCGAAAAAAGAAUUUUGAACAGGUGUUUGGGACAGACAAACGAUACUGGUUCAUGCCUGCUUACUCAGAUGAAGAUUUACGACGGAUACCAGCGCUUCAGGGUCUCGAGUAUCCGUCUAAUCCUGAGUUUGACUCCCAAGAGUUCUAAUACCGUAUGUAAGACAUGUCAGCAAUACAGAAAUU